Molecule: messenger RNA, 1695 nt
Organism: Colletotrichum gloeosporioides
Lineage: Eukaryota; Fungi; Ascomycota; Sordariomycetes; Glomerellales; Glomerellaceae
Exons: 2
Source: RefSeq, a predicted model, not a curated record
GGGAUCAGCUCCAUCCUAUCAGCGAAAGCAGUCAAAACCUCAUGGGCAACUGGCUCAGAUGACGAUUUUCGUCUUGCAGCUUCUUGGAUAAAGCGAUGUCUCGCAACCCAUUCUUCUUGCAGUCUAGUUACUAACCCUCUGGCGCCGCUCCCCUCUCGUGUGUUGGACGCCAUGGCGAAAGGCUGUCCAUCGGGACUCCGCCUCGUUGACGGUGCCGGACGCCUCGGCCCGUACAUUACGCUGAGCCAUUGCUGGGGCAAGUCGACGAUUAUUACUACAAAUCAGGAUACUAUUACACAAAGAAGGCAGUGUGUUCUCCUAGAAGACUUAUCUCAGACCUUCCGCGAUGCUGUUAUUGCCUUGAGGGCAUUGGGCGUACGGUACCUGUGGAUAGACUCGCUUUGCAUCGUCCAAGAUUCGAAAGAUGACUGGGAGUUUGAGGCUAAAAGAAUGUGCCAAUACUACACCAACUCUAUCAUGACCAUAUCAGGGGUCAGUUCAUCUGGUGGCGAGGGCGGCCUGUUUGCGACGCGGCAUCCCGGCCUAAUAUCUCCGAUACCAACAGAAGUUACCUUCCCUGAAGAUGGAAAGAUGAAAGGAUUUGCGCAUGCACUAUAUUUUCCUGACCCGGCACGCGAUAUCUGGGGCGACCAUAAGCCUCCGCUAUGGACAAGAGCAUGGGUUGUCCAGGAGCGCGUCUUGUCACCAAGACUGCUUUUGUUCUCCUUGGCACAGAUGAGCUGGCAGUGCCAAGAAGAAGUUGCAUCAGAGAACAUCCCAGAAGGUAUGCCUCUGGAAAGUAGCAGAGAGGAUGUGGACAUGCGGUGGUCGAUCAUGGGUUGGCACCGUGCGCAGUCUACAUCUCGAAUUGGGGAAGACCGAUACUCAUCACCUGUCGCAUCGCACAGACUCUAUCACGGCUGGUAUGAAAUCGUUCGGGAGAACACACACUGCAAACUGACUAUGCCAUCCGACAUCUUCCACGCCGUUGCUGGCAUAGCGCAGGCACUUCAGUUUGCGUUGAAAGAUGAGUAUGUCUCCGGACUCUGGAAAGGCGAAGUACACCGGGGACUCAUUUGGGUGGUGGCAGAAGGAGUCAAGAGCCAGAGAACGCUAAGGUCAUAUCGCGCACCGUCGUGGUCAUGGGGCUCGCUGCCGGGGGCUUGCAGGUUCGUUCUGUCUAAUGCCCCUAGAGAGUUCAUCGAUACGAGAUGGCUGCACAUUCUCGGCAUCGAAGCGCUGAGCCAGGAUGAGCCACGGCCAGUGCUGGUAGUAACAGGUCGACUCAGGAAGGCGUACUAUGUGCCCUAUGUUGAAUACGAUUUCCAAAAGCACCUCCCAGCAAAGAUCAAGCGGGGCGACGACCUGGUUGACGCAGAGACUGGCGAGUCUUUAGGGGCAGUGACGAUCGAUAACAAUGAGGCGUCCCUUCUCGUUGAGUUGUGGUGCCUCCCCGUCUGUAUUGUCAGGUCCAACGUCCCAGGGCACGUCCGUAAGCGAACGGCUGUGGGGUAUCUUGAGUACAGCUGUCUCGGGAAACAUCGCAACAUGAAGUCGCCUCCGGUUUGGAUUGAAGGAUUGGCCUUGCAGUGUCUUGACAAGGAGAAACAUGUUUAUAUGAGGGUUGGGAAGUGGCGGUGUGAAGACCUCAAGUUAUUCCGAUGGUCCAAGUCUCGUGCACUAUCCAUCAUCUAG